This is a messenger RNA of Colletotrichum lupini, 699 nucleotides long. RefSeq lists its product as uncharacterized. Lineage: Eukaryota; Fungi; Ascomycota; Sordariomycetes; Glomerellales; Glomerellaceae. The record is from RefSeq and is a predicted model, not a curated record. The coding region runs from base 1 to 699 and encodes 232 amino acids. The transcript is spliced from 7 exons.
AUGCGGUUCAGUGAGGUAGUAGACAGUGUUCAAAAAGGUCCUGACGCAAGGAGUAUCCAGAAUUUGCUGGAAUACUCCUCAGCCGUGCGAAAGAUCCUUGGAACAGCAAGCAUUCAACGUAAUGUGAGAGCUGAGCGGAAACAGUUCCAAAAUGUUGUUAGUUUCCAGGAAAAACCAAUGUCGACCGGUCUCCCCCGAGACCAUUUUUCUUCUUUGCAGGUGAAGAAAUGUAAUGGCGGAGAGUACGGAUGCCAGACUAGAAUGAUUGUGGUACCACCAAGCCAAUGUAUCGAUGAAGUAAAGCAUCUUGCAGAGCGAAGACAACUCUCGGGAUUUACCGUAACAACACGAUUAUGCCCCGUACCAGAAGGCGUGCAAAACGAAGAACAAUGCAAGAUUACAAAGCGCAAGCAAGCUGCCAGCAUUGGAUUAGAAUGGGCCCGCUCCGUGCUCGGCCUUUCAUCCAGCCAACUUCACACCAUGAGAUCAAUUGAGAAUCUCAGCGGCCGUUAUCUACCUAAAUCCACUUUAUUGCUUGUUGCAAUCAUCAACCUAAUUUGCUAUCCUGAAGUCGAUAAGCAGAUUCCUUGCGCAAGCUCUGAUACCAUGCGCUUGCAUUUCGAGGCGCGCUUGGAAGCAAACAUGCAGGAUGGCCAAUAUCCCAUACGAAGCAUUUCAAACUGCAUGGCUGCGAUGUAA